This is a messenger RNA of Acanthochromis polyacanthus (spiny chromis), 9490 nucleotides long. It is a transcript of the gene nudt14, whose product is annotated as nudix (nucleoside diphosphate linked moiety X)-type motif 14. NCBI's taxonomy places the organism in Eukaryota, Metazoa, Chordata, Actinopteri, Pomacentridae. The transcript is spliced from 5 exons. The record is from RefSeq and is a predicted model, not a curated record. Bases 78 to 812 code for a protein of 244 amino acids. Gene Ontology annotation, molecular function: UDP-sugar diphosphatase activity; metal ion binding. Gene Ontology annotation, biological process: ribose phosphate metabolic process; nucleoside phosphate metabolic process.
GACAUUCCUUCGCUGUCAGUUAGUGUGUGGUGACAGACAAGCAUCGGUGACCCUCAAUCCAGCUCCAAGUCUGAACUAUGGAAGAGAUUAAUAAUAUUGAAGUUGUUCCGUGCACGGAGUCUGACUACCUGAAACCGUUCAGGGUUCACUAUAAUCAGAAUGGCACAAAGAAAUCGUGGGACUUCAUGCGAACCCAUGACAGUGUGUCAGUGCUGAUCUUUAACACCACCUCACACUGUUUCAUCCUCGUAAAGCAGUUCCGCCCAGCUGUAUACAUGUGUGAGUGGGAAAAGACCAAGACGCAGCCACCUCAGUCUGCUGACAAAACCGAGGAGGGCGCCUCCGAAGCUGCAGCUACUGAGUCUCAGGAGGGCAAGUCGGCCUCAGAGAGAGAGAGCUCUUCUCAGUGGCCCCCAGCCUCAGCGGGGGUCACCUACGAGCUUUGUGCCGGCCUGGUGGACAAACCUGACCUCUCCCUUGAGGAGAUUGCCAGGCAGGAGGUAUUGGAGGAGUGUGGCUACGAUGUGCCUGCUUCCAAGCUGAAGAGGAUUACCUCUUACAGGUCAGGUGUAGGUGUUACAGGUGCCAGGCAGACCAUGUUUUAUGCCGAGGUGUCUGAUGACAACUGCGUCAGCGCAGGUGGAGGUGAGCCGCGGGAGGGAGAGCUUAUCGAGGUGGUCAAAGUCCCGCUGCAUGAGGCCAUGACGUUUGCCUACGACGAGCGUAUACCCAAAACCAUGGGCGUCAUUUUUAGUUUCAUCUGGUUCCAUAAUAACAUGUCUCCCAAGUACAAGAUCUCUACCAAUGUGUAACUAAUAUUAACUUACCCUUCUUUCUGCCAUUUAUUCCAGUUUAAAUCAAACACUGGCCCAGCAUAUCCACUCUUUCCCUUAUGGCUUUUCAUCCUGUAUUGCCUUUUUGGUUAUUGGUACAUGAUGAAGGGUGGGCACUUUGUAUUGCUGCCAUCUUAAGUUUUGUUCUGUUCCCUUUUUUAUGUGGUCUUAAUAUUUUUCCUAAAAGCAAAUUUGCCAUAGCUGGUUGUCACUGGCACUUUCUCUCUUCUUGAUUUUUUUUUUUUUUUUUUUUUACAUGCUAUUCAUUUGUUUUACUGUGCCAUCUGUUACAAAUGACUGCAUAUCACUGAUUUCAUUAGCCUGCCCUUAAUUAAAGGAAUGCUCCACUGCUUUUAAUGUGGAUCUUGAAUGUUAUCUAUGUGACAUUGACUACCUUCAAGAUACAAUAUUGGCCAAGAAAAAGCCAUUUAUCAUUCUUCAAACUCCUCUCCAUUAUUCCUACAACACUGAGAAUUCAAACUCUCCAUUUUUGAGGUAAAAGUUUCUGACUUGUAAAUAACAUUUACUUCAACCUUAAUUACAACUCAGAAUUGGAUAUUUUUUUUGAAGCUCGAAUUUAUUGGAGUUAUCACUUAAUAAAGCUAUCAUGUUAUGAUAGUCUAAUUAUGAGGAAGUGCCUAAACCUACAAAUAUGGAGACUCCAUGUCAGCCAAAGACUAAUGUUUAAUAAAAUUAAACCCAGUUUUAAAAGAUAUGAUGUUAUAUGCACAGUAUUACCAUUUUCACAGGGUCAACUCUACUCGUUAGCCAUCCGGAGAAUGUGAACUCUUGGAAGUCGUAAGAUAGGACUCUUUCUCAUCUCUACCUUCUGUCCUACUUAUGAUGAAUGCGGCAUGAAGGCAUGAUGUUAACCAGCAAUGUAUCUCUUUUUAGUCUCAGUUUGCUGACAUUUAACAUGCUGAUAUUUCUACUGGAGUCAUUCAUGUAAACAUUUCUACUUGCCUGACAAAAUGUGCUAAAAUUAAAGUAAAAAACAGUGGAGUAUUCCUUUAAUUCAUGAUCCAGUAAUGCAAAAACUAUGCUAGUCUUGUGGGGCCUUGUAACAGUCGAGGUGUUCAGGCAUGCCUCAUUAGGUUCUCUGAUCCACAGCCUUGAAGCAAUACUUAUCAUAUUACCCCAAGCUUAACAGUCACUCUAUAUCACUGAAAUCAACUCUCACUCUGUUUGAAGUUAUUUAUAAAGCCUAAACAGUCAACAUAUUCGCUAACUGAAUUCACUACUCAUGAAAAGCAUAUACCUACCUCUGCACCGAGGGCCUAAUUUCUGUUUUCAGUGUAUCAUCAUACCGAAGCACAAUCCUGAUUAAAAGCAUACUCUGUUAGUCUAAGAUACUUUAAUUCACUUCUAAGGACAUCUUCACGUAUGGUUAGGGGUGUAAAAAGCUGCACUGUUUUGCUAUUUGUUUUCCAAGCCUGACAUGAAAGAGAGGGUUUUUUUUAUUUGUUUUUCAAAGUUUUGAAAGAAUCGAAAAAAUAUAUUCCAAAGAAGAAGGCAACUGGACUUUUCUUGAUGUUUAGUCUCUCUUUCAAAUGAUUUUCUCAGUUACAGCUGACUGGUAUUUAUUCUCACCGCCAAAUCACACGAUUCAUUACCUAUUAGGAACCGAAGACUCACUUGACUCAAGGUGUAAAUGGUUGUGAAACCACCAGGUGAGGGAUGAGUCAAAGUGUUAAUGGUGGGGAAAUUGUCUUGGGGAGGUAUCUCAGGACAGUGCUAUAAGUACCUGAUACGUGGAGGCAUUGUUCACCUCCUCUAUUUAGAGGUGGUUGCAGUCCAAUGCAAUGAGAAGUGCACAGACCUUUAUAUAGAUCAGACUAAACAACUGCUCCAAAAGCACAAUAUUAAAGAGCUAUCUCCUCAGGACGUACCUCAGAAAAACACAUACUAUCAGCGGUACAACAGCACCUACAAAGGAAAAGAUACUUCUUUAAGGACAGUUAUUCACAUUCUAGACAGAGGACUUAAGGAAGCCAUUUAUGUUGAACUGGUAUGUCUUAAAGAGCCAAAAAGAAGCCCAUUUGCCUUCUACCAUCCAGUUUUAUUACCGUGACCUGGAUGACUGAAAGUCUACUCAAACAAAUUCAGAGGAUACUGGUACAAAGGCAAAGUCUUCACAUGCUGUACCUUGAAGUUCUAUGUUGAACACAUGAAUCAGGGUUCAGGAGCAUGUCUAGAAGGACCUAUCCCAUCGGAAGUAUUGCUGUUGAUCAAAUAAUUUGCAAGUUCCCAUGUAGAAAACCUUAGAGGAUCAUUAACUCACCAACCUGAUCUCAUAAAGUGAAUCAUAACAGCCGUUUGCCAAACUGUCAGGUCCUAAAACUGUGGCCAUGCUCAGAGUGAAUCUCUGGAUGUGGCAAUGACCAGCAUGUUAUGAUACUAUUGCAUUCAAAAUCACUUGCAGCUUAAGUAACUACAGACAACAAAGUUGUUACUAUUCCUAUUAUAUGUUACUAUUUUCUUUUUUCUAAAAGGGCUUGUACUUCAUUUAUUAUUUGACGUGGAAGAUAAGAAAUCCCCACCCUGUAGUCUUUUUAAAAAUAUGCAAGAACAGAAGCAAGUCCAAUAAUAGUUAGAGAAAAUUAAUGCUCACUUAGAACAGAUUACACAUUAUUUUAACAUUAUUUCAACUUGCCAACAGGAGAACUACACUGGCAGGUUUUGCCGUAGCCAGUGAUUUCAUGUUCAGAUCUCCUGAGAGUUUGAAAGCUUGGAAAUGCAGUGUUUUACAAAAUUGGCGUGAUUAAACUUUAGCUGUUCAGUUGUUAUUAAAUGACCUGCCUGCUUAGUGUUGGCGCUUUGUUGAACACAAUAAUAUUACAAAAUACUGUUGUACUUUAGAUAUGUUAUUUUUUGUAUGAUUUAUUGUGUGAUGUUAUUAACACUUUAACCCUCUGAACCCCAAAACCUGCUGGCAGAUUUUCAAACUCAUUUUAUCUUAAAAAAAAAACAUUUAUAGGAGCCAGAAAAUGUAAGAAAAAUAAUCACUAGAUUUUAAACCUUUAAUGGUCAUUGAUAAAUCAUGUGGGGUGUGUUUUUCUGUCUACAAAUUACUAAUUUGAAGUUCAAAACUCAUUCAAUUCUGCGAUAUGUUAUCCAAAACACUUCUACAUUUCCUUUUUACAAAAUCACUAAAAAUAGACAUUUUACACAGGAUCCUGUUUCAAACUAAAACAGCCUCUAAAGUUGUCCAUAAAGUAAGAGACAAAACUGAGAAGUCAUUAGUGCCUCAGUUAUGACCAACAGUCAUGUGGCCAAAGUUGAGGUGUGUUUUUUCUGAGCUGUUGCUGUGUUUACACAGAGCAGGCAGAGCAUUGAAACAAAUGAAACCUCUAAAUAGUAAAAUAUCUAUAGGAUGUGAAGUCUAAUUUCUUUAUGUGCUUGAAAAGUUGUUGUACAUAUUUCCAUUCUCUUACCAGUUUUUGUUAAUUAUAUAAUAAAAUCCUUUUUUUUUUUUUUACAACUCCUCACAUUUUAUUCAUUCAAACAUCAUUUUUGAGUUGAAUUGAGUUGACUCUACUUCUAGCUAUGAUUUUUCCAUUUACAUAAAAGUGUAGAACUUUUUAGUGCUGUGAAAUAUCAGUAGAACAACUGUGUCAGAAGCAGAAAACACCUAGAAACUUAUUGGGGUUCAGAGGGUUAAAUAUACAGAGGUGGUGGUAAAGUAAAAUUGUCUUAUUUAACAAAAACAAAUUCUAGUGCUCCAUGAAACAACCUGCAAUUAUUGUGCACUCAGUUGCAACUUUAUUUAUGACACCAAACACUAAAUCAGUCUAAUACAACAGCCUUCUGUUGAGUUGUAAUGUAUUAUACACAAACAUUUCUGUUCUCUUGCCUUUCUUCAGUGAUGUAAAUGAGAUGGACAUAAUAAUAGACAGGCAGCACCACAGGCUACAUUCUCCAAAAUGACCAUAUGGCUGAAUUCACACCUCUGUACAGAAACAGACCUUCAUUAAAAGAGUCAAUUGCAGGACUGUUAUAUUAGACUGUAUUAGUCAGCUACCAACUUAAUGUGUGUUUGUACACUCUGCUGAGCGGGUAACCUUCUCUGGUGUAAAAAUGAGGAAACACUCUAGGCUAAUAUGAGGGCAUCCGUCUAGGAUUAAUUUUGUUCUUGUAUGCUUUUUGAGCAUUAAGAACAGCUGACAAUCAAAUAUCAACAUUUGUUUUGUUCCCCCCCAUAAAACUCUGUGUUUGUGUUCAUUUUCUUUCAUUAGUUGUACGUUGUUGCCCCUCACAGCAGUUCUCUUAAUAGAGGACCAACAUCAUUUUCCAGUCUUUCAGAAUGGUUAUCUGGUGCCACCUCAAGUCUUAUAAUCUGCAUUAAUAAGUAAAAUCAAAAUGUUUUUUGAAUAACAUAAACUAUAUAUGUUCAGUUUCACACAGAGUCAAAUAUUAGAUGUGAAAUUUUCAACCCACACUGCGUAAGACUAUAUGCAUAACUGUUAAGCCAUACGUAUCUCUCCCCUUACUGGGCUUCUGUGUCCGUCAGUCAAUCAAAGACCAUUCCUCCAAGUAGGAUUGUACAGUUUGCUGGAACUGCUUGACAUAGUUUUCAUUUAUAUAUUUCUUUGGAAAACAAAAGAUGACAUUCUUUUGCUAAACUGACGAAUAGUUUCUUUAUGUGGGUUAAAAAAGUUUGAGCUAAUAAUGUGAUGCUUGCAAAUACAUUUUCAGUUUUAUUGUUGAGACAGCCUCUGUAAACCUGUACAAUAAAUCUGCAUAACAAAUCCAGUUUGUGUAUCAGUAGAAAAAGAAAUUUGUAGAGAAAGAAAUUGUUUUUGUAACCAUCUUUAUAUAGAAACAAAGCGAAGAUCUUGUGUCGACACCUUUCUUAAAAAUCUGCUGCAUCUUUCAGCGUCUUCAGUGGAGAUGAAAGUGAUGGAACCAUCUGCCUUCUGGUUGGACAGUUUGACCCUGCCUUGUGACAGUUGUAUCAGAUUCAAGUGUAAAGACAGUCAAAAUUACACUUGAAGCAUCAAUACAGUGUGGGAGGUUGGUGCGCUCAGUUUUGCACUAUUUAAUUUCUUCUUCUUCUUUUUUUUCACAAAUACUCAUCUUUUUUUUUUAUAGAUGCACAAAGGUGAUUUUUUUGUUGCAAAAUUAUUUUACAGGUGUACAGAAUCUGAUUUACAACUAUAAACUGGAAUUAUCUGACUGUCACUUUACAUACUCCAAAUCUUAUGGGCCAAAAUUUUGAACUCAUAUUCUCAGGAUUAACGGAGCACCCAAACCUAACCAUGAGACCAGAUCCCCUUAAAUGCUAAAUUAGGAUGCACAAUUUCAAGUUUGUACUGUUCAAAUGACGUGACAAUGAUUUGAUAAUGAAGGAAUCUGCAUUAAUAAUGUCAGGCUGCUUUGGAAAAAUGUGGAAUGCACCUUUGGAAAAUCACGAGUUGACUUGUUAGUGUUAUAUGUUAGGAUGCACAUGGUAACACUAACAGGGCUCUUGUACAAUAUUUCUCAGACAAUAUUUCUCACUUUAAUUACAUUUUACAAUGUGAUAACCCACAUCUGUAAUAAUCAUUAAAUGUUUGUUUCUGCUUUCAGGGUAAUGUAUUUGACACCUUAUUCUCAUCAGCUCAUUCACAUCAGUUCAAUACCUGCCCCUUUUUUCCUCCACCUUCUUCUAUAUGAAACAUAUCUUUGUUAGAGUCUCAGUUUAAUAAGGUCUAAGUGGAUCUCAAUACUUGUUGGGAGUAGUUUAAUGGUGAACCUCACUGAAAGAUUUCCAAUGGUGCUCACAGAUUUCCAUUGUCUUGUUUUUGUCUAGUAUUGUGGAAAAUAAUAGAAGUAGUCACUAUUUGUCUUGGAGAGACUCAAGAGAAAAUGAUUUGUUUAACACAUUUUAAAAGGGUUAGCCAUCAGUAUUCCAGAGUAGAAGGAAUAUAUUCUAAAUAAAUAUCUGUUUCCUUCUGAUAUGGCUUGAUGUAAAAUGUGACUAACAAAAGCCAUUUUAACUUUUAAGGCCAGUCUGUAACUUUAUGUGCCUGUCAAAUGUGAAGAACUGCAAUGUGACUGGGAUAUUAAAAUACUUAUUUUUAUUUUUGAGCUAAAACAUAUUUCUCCAUACCUUCCUCCAACUGUUGUCCAGAGAUCAUGAGUAUUUAGUGAACAUUAAUAAAGACACAUAGUAGCACCGUAAUUGACUGGCACAAUGACAAUUAAAUGUCAUCCAUCUAAUUCAGUGUCUAACGUCCAGUGAUGCUGAAACUGAGACUCAAUUGUUGUAGAGAAUUCACUUAUGAAAGAAAUAAGCAGCAUGGCAGCACUUCAGGCUCAGCUGGUUCAGCCACUUAUUCUAUAUAGUCAGUUUGGCACAUGAAGGAAGUUUAAAGUUAUGUUUGACCUGUAUGUAAGUAUUUUAGUUAUGUUUAGCCAGUAAAGUCAAAACACAAGUUAAUCACUAAUAUCAGACCAGCAGUUUGCUUUGAGCCCAGCUAAUUUAUUGUUUUUAAAAGCUACUGAAGUGUGUCCAGCUGUGUUUUUAGGGUCUUAUGUUGUUUCAGAUAUCUGCUUUUCUGUGUUAAAUACAAAAAUUCUGAGCAGUAACACUGGUUACUACUGUUGUUCUUGGAGAACUUAAAACAAAAGUUUGACAUUUUUGGGAUUGUGCUUGUUCACCUUUUUGCCAAGAGUUACCGUAUGAUAUGGGUUUCACGUCUGAACAGUAAAUAUGAAGCUACAGCGAGCAGCUGGCUAAUUUAGCUGAAUUUCAACUCUGGAAACAGAGAAACAGCUCGCCUAACUCUGUGAAAAGAGACCAAACUCUGCGUACCAGCAUCUGUAACGCACAAAGAAUGUACCCUGAAACGUAUUUAGAGCCCUCAGGUCUAUUUUUCUCCAUUUAACUUGUAUAUACACUACUGUUCAAAAGUUUGGGGUUACUUAGAAAUGUCCUUAUUGUUGAAAGAAAAGCAUUUAUUUAUUUAUUUAUUUUAAAUGAAGGUGACAUUAAAUUAAUCAGAAAUACAGUCUAGACAUUGUUAAUGUGGUAAAUGACUAUUUUAGCUGGAAACGGCUGAUUAUUGUCUGGGUGACCCCAAACUUUUGAACAGUACUAUAUGUACAUACAGUCAUUGUGUAUUAAGUUCUGAGCUCCUCCAUUCUUAAUAGUGUACCGUACAGAAAAGGAUGGAGGUCACUGUAAAAAAAAAAAUAUUUGAACUCUGACUCUCUUUCUCCAACUUUUCUCAAAAAUGCUGGGUUUAAGGUCAGAAUGCUGCCCUCAUCCUUCUUUUCUGUAUGCUGCUUGCACUAGUCCCUCUGUGUAGACAGAUGUUAGCUCUGACUGGCUGAUAAUUGCUGGCUGCACCCUCAUAUUUGCUGUGCAAACAUCUGAAUAGUUAUCCAUUAUCACAUCUAAUUCUUGACAAGAAAACAUGUUUUAACUGUCCCUUUAAGUCUGCUACAAGUUUAACCUUCUCCUAUACGACAACAGUAACUGCACUUUUGACAGUUCAGAGUGAGGUUGCAGACUGUGUCACAGUUAAGCCAUAUGCUACUUCUGAUAAAUAUACAGUAAAACUAAUUUUUGAGGUAAGUAAAAGGUAUUCUUACCUAUGCUGGAUUUUAACCAUUAUCCCAGCAUUUCUACCUCCAUCACUCAGACACACAGCAAAGAUAUUUUGUGUCUGUUUGUGUGCCUCUAAGGCACUGACAUAUCAAAUUCUCAGAAACACAUCAAAAUUGUCAACACUCAGCGACUCUCUGUGACAGAAUUCUUAAUUCACCAGAAUUUUCUAGAUGUACCCCCAUGGCUAUGCUGUACUUGCUUCUUCAACUGUGAUUGUUUUUUUUCUUUCUUUUUUAAUACUUUGUGCACAGUUUGACAAUUUCUUACUGUAUUUUCAGUGAUCUGAACCACAGUUUAAAGUGAAAAUUAUUUUAAAGGUGCUAUGUGUAGUAUUCUCCAAUUGAAAAGGGUGUAAUUCUGUUAAAUUAUUACUUGGACAUGGAUAUUAGAGCUCAGACAAUACCUCUGGUUACCAGAAGAAUAUUCCAUUGUUUGAUUAAACAUACAGUGAUUCUUGUUUUGAAUCCUGGAACAGGCACUUUUGAUUUUGGUUGAGUCUGUGAGUCGGUCACUUUUUCUUCCGAAAAGCAGACUGGUAGCUGAAUAUUGAGAAGCAACAGGGGAAGAAUAAUCAACUUUGCUGCUAUAAAGCAGCUCAUAGUGACUAUAUGUUGUAGCACAUGUUAUUCUACUUGGUAGUGUAAUGUUUAGUGAAAAUCCUACACAUAAUACCUUUAAGUGAAAGAAGAAUUUACAUUUUUUCCUUAUGGUAAAGAUAUAUGAUUUUUUUUUUUUUUUUUUUAAUUUCCUGGUGUCUCACGCAAAAUUUGUGUUUUUAAAUAAUAUUUUCAGAAAAAAAAUAUAAAUAUAAACAUUGCAGAUUCUGAAUUUAUCAUGUAUUUUAUGCUUUAUUCAAAGUGUAUACUCAUUGUGGGAAGUGUUUUUAGUAAUGUUCCGUUGAGGUUAAUUUAUUACCUACAUGCUGAAAUAUUUAACUUUCAAAACAUGACACUUGGUACAAACAUACAGUAUAUAUUUAAAUAUGAUACUUUGCAUGUGCACUAACUGUGUUGGAUUAAACUGCAUUGAGUUAAAAUAAAAUGGGCUUAAUGCCCAAAAUGUC